Molecule: messenger RNA, 3032 nt
Organism: Cryptococcus amylolentus CBS 6039
Lineage: Eukaryota; Fungi; Basidiomycota; Tremellomycetes; Tremellales; Cryptococcaceae
Exons: 3
Coding region: 1-2490 (829 amino acids)
Source: RefSeq, a predicted model, not a curated record
AUGAGCGUCUUCAGCAGCGCAUUCUCGUUCCAGCCCCCCAGCGACACAAACCAGCAGCAGCCUGCCCCCAGCCCCUCCCCCUUCACGACCCACCCCCCCACCUUUGACGCCGACCAGCCCCUCUCGCGCGCGCUCAGCACGGCCAGCAUCCCCGAAGAAGACGAGGAGCACGACGAGCUGGCCAGGAAGGCUGGGUGCGCCACUCUCCGCCAUCCCUUUCCCUGUCCCUUUCCUCUUACCACUAUGUAUCCCGCUGACAUGCAUCCCUCUGCCCUCGUCGACACCAUCAUUCGCUUCUACCCCCUCCACCACUCCACCCCCGCCCCUGCCACCCGCCGUCCUCGACCACUCAUCACCUACUCCACCUCUCUCCCCUACUACCCCCCGCCCACAUCCCCCUCCCGCUUCAUCCCCAUGCUCCCUCAUCAACAGCCUGCCCCCCAGCCCCAGCCCACGUCGGCCCAUUCCGCAAGCUCCCUCGCGCGCGGAGCCUCCCUCCCCCCCAGCCGCCGCGCAAGCCAAGACCACCUCCGCCAAUCCCGCUCCCAGUCCGUGCGCAACAUGCCAGCACACGACCCCGACCCGGGUCUCUUGACCCCUUCGCCUGCUGUCAACAUCCGCGGCAACCACCCUUCGCCGUCUCGUCCCAAACGCGGUGCUUUGAGCCCGUUGCAGACGCUCUCCCCGCUCGAGCCGCUCAAGGCGUCGCCGCCCGUGCGCGUGACAGACACUGCAGGCGCCGGGCCGAGGCGCGCUUCGUUGACCAGGAGUCUAAGCAGGAGGGAGAGUAUGGUCGAAAACGCUGCGGCGUGGAGGAGAGGCGAAGAAGUUGGGGGUGACGGGAGGGGUCUGUUCUCCAGGUUGACGUUGGUGAAAGCGCCCGCUGCUGAAAAGAAGGAUGAGCGCAAACACACUCGAAGCAAAUCCGGCUCAUCCCUCAUGCCAUUCAACUCCUUCGCCUCCUACUCUGACGCCCCCGCCACCUCCGCAUCUGGCCCCCGCCGUUCCUUCGCCGCCUCCUCCUUCGGCGCUUCCCCCUCUGCCCACUCGGCCGGCCUCCCUAUGCCCGACGCCGUCAACAGAGGCUCCGCCCACCGCGUCGAAUCCCGCUCCGGCAACGGCCGCAACGUCCAAAAAGACAAGCUCUUUUCUCCUGAACAAGUCGUCGAGCUCGCGCGGUCGAUCAACUCGCCCAAGGCUGCUUUAUCCCCUCUCCACUGCGCGAAAUCUGCGCGCUCCCUCCGCUCUUUCGGCUCUUUCGACGGUUCGCCCGAAAGGCCACAGGCAGAGCUCGAGCCGGUAGAGUAUAUGCAGAUGGAAGACGACGUGCUCCUCCCAUUCAUCGACCGUCCCUCCGAAGUCGCAGACUUGAUCGCCCACCCCUCCAACACCAAGCUAUUCGCCCUCCUCCGCGCUGCUUUCCCCAAAGAACCCGCCCGGCCCGAGUGGAAAUCCCUCGACCCCGCCCAGUGGCGCUGGGACGAGUUCCUCCUGCACCUCACCCAAGUCCCUCGUUCCGAAGUGGACGACUAUGACUGGGUGUUCAAAGACCGCCAAGCCGUCCGAUCGCACAGCGUCGCGUUAUGGGAGAAACUCGGCACUUGCCUCGGGUGCGACGAAGCCCUCCUCAACGCCGGCUCGGAGGACGGUUCGCCCAACACCUGGGCCGGCCUCGGGCUCGACGACGACGGCGAGCAAGACGCCCCGGAUUCACACGUCUGGAUCGAAGGCCUCGCCGCUGAAGACCAGACCGAACGCGCCCACGCCGAACGCCAGCUGCGCGAUGCGUUCGGCGGGAUCGUAGAGGAUGAAGGGGAAGCGGCUGCCGCGGGUAUGACGGCGCUCCUCGGGCCUAUUGGUGAAGGGAAUGGUCGGCAGGAGAAGGGGGGAGAGUUGACGCCGGCGCAGAGGGCGGGGCAGAAGGAUAAAAUUGAUCCGAUGGGUAUGGGUUUGGGGCUGGGUGGGAUUACAGAGUCCCCCGUCGACGCCACCUUUGGGCACCGCAAGAGCGAAUCCUGCAGCCCGACCACCUCCACAGCCCCACGCCAAAGCCGUCCUUCCUUCGUCGGUCUACAAAUCUGCACUUUACCCUCCAACGGCCACUCUUUCUCCCGCUCCCCCUCGCUCACCACCACCUCCCUCUCCGCCUCCGCCUCCGCCCAUAACACCUCCCCUCCCUCUCCUUCUCUAUCCACAACAUCCCACCUCCCCCUCUACACUUACGACCGCGACCCGGGUAACCCGCUCUUCCCGUCCUCCUUCUCCAACCUCUCUCUCGAGCCCAACCUCGGCAGGCGGGCGAGCAGUACUGUCAACGGUGCGGCGGGAGGCAUGUUUGGCAAGGGAGGAGGCGGGGCGGUGCCGAUGAGGGAAGAUGUCGUUGGCGAGCUUAGGAGGAAAGGCUUGGGCUUUGGGGGGAGGAAAGCUAGUCAGGCGGGGUUGAGUGAGAGUGAGUCAUUCUUUUCCUUUCUUCCAUUCUCCUGCUUGUGAUUUGUGGGCGUGGACUGGAGCUGAUGAGGUAAUAGGUGCGAUAACGUUUGCAAGUGAGAGCGAUUUCAGCGCCCAUUAGGCUGCUUUUUGCGUAUCCCCAUCAACCUCGUGUUCAUCCACCUCGCCGCUCUUGUCCGACCAUCUCGGCCAAAUCGCAUCACAUCUCAUCUCAUCUUAUCAAAUCACAAUCGCAUUCUUAAUUCCCCCACACUGUUUCAAUAUCAAAAAUCGCACGCGCCUGUGCAUCCAUCUCUUUGUUUUGAUAUCUUUUUCUCGGAAACUCGAACGAAAAAAUCUCAAAAAAUAGCUUGUAUCGAUAGCUUUUCCUCUCUCAUCUCUUGUUCUCUUAUCUCGUUUAUCUUGCCAUCUUCUCUUGCUAUCUUACUUUCUGUGCUGAUUGCGAUUUAUCUCACGCCUUUACUUGAUCUUGUUGAUAUUGUUAUUUACGCUCUCUCUUCUUGUUUAUUGCUUAUUGUUUAUUGAUGCUUCCUUCUGUGAUUAUGAGCUGAAUGAGCUGAAAUGUAUUUUCCGUGACGUCUGUA